Molecule: messenger RNA, 1446 nt
Organism: Lecanosticta acicola
Lineage: Eukaryota; Fungi; Ascomycota; Dothideomycetes; Mycosphaerellales; Mycosphaerellaceae
Source: the annotation of a GenBank genome assembly
AUGGCGACCAUCAAGAUUGGAGGCCUUUCCGAGCAGCAGGUUGCCGCGCUGGACGGCGUUGCGCUCGGCGACAUGAUCUUCAUCCAGAAGUUAGCGCCACCGCCUCAGUACGACAGCGAGAGCGAGGAUGAUGACGAAGACGCAGAGGGAGUCGAUGAGGAGGACGAGGAGGACGGAGAAGAAACUGGUGAAGAAGACGAGGAAGAGUAUAAUGAAGAGUAUAAUGAAGAGUAUGAUGAAGAGUAUGAUGAAGAUGAAGCUGAAGAUGACGACACGGACGAGAACGAGCAGCAGGAAGCCAAUAACAGCGAUGUCUACCCUUCUGAGGAGGACUGGGACGUUCCGCCUCGCAUGUUCGUGGUAUCUCGACUCACCCAGGAUGACUUGGGCAGCAUCACUAGGAUUCAGCUGUCGCUCUUGAACUAUUCGCCAAAGGUCACUCCGAACGACGCUCACUUAUACCACAUCUACGGCAAGAGCUGCGUCCACCAUCAUCCUUCUAAAUGUGGCUCAUCUGUUACCGCUUGCAACACUGUUGCAGAUCUAGUCGAUAUCGUCAAAGACUCUAACUUCCUACUGCACGUCAAGCCGGAUGGUGACAGCGUCCGCCGCCUUGACUCGGCCGUCUACACCACAAACGGAUCAGCUCACGGCCAAUGCAUCGCUGGUUGUAAGCGCGGCUGGCUUGCGAAUGUCAGCAUGCUCCAAGGCAUGAUCAAGGACUAUGAUCCCCUUACGACUAUUGCUGCAAUGGCUACCGGCGGCACCAUUCCCAGGUCCUUCCAGCAGACUGUCUGUCCGUGUUGCAUCGGAUCCGAUCUCGUCCAGGAGCAGCAGAGCUUGCAGGCUGCGACGAUGCAGGGUACGCCGCCAGUCAUCGACGACAUUCUUGCAUUCUACGGCAAACUCAAUGCACGUCGUCGGCAGCUGGGCUUCCGCUUCAGGCAGUUCGACGAGCGCCAGUGGGGCUAUCACUUCGACGAUCUCGAGUCCGGGAGUGACGGCGGCGGAAAUAACGGCAAUGGACAGUGGGAGCACUGGGACGAGGCAAAUGACCCGAAUGCCAACUUCCAGACGCGUCCGGCUUCCGAGAAGGCUAUUGCCGCUCUCCCACGCAUGGCUCUCAAGGAAGUCAAGGCCGAGAAGCCGGAUUACGACGACACGUGCAACAUCGGGACGGAGGAUCUUGAGGACGACUCUGUCAUGGUGAGGCUGGAGUGUGGACACAUUCAUUGCGAGAGCUGCAUCGUCCAGUGGCUCAAGCAGUUCAACAACUGCCCCUCCUGCCGUCACGCCGUCUCUGACGCUUAGGACGCGCCAGCUGACGAGGGUGACGGACAGACCGAGGUAGCCGAAGUCGAUGGUGAAGAUGCCGCUGAAGCGCCAGUCGAAGAUUCUGCGCCCGAGAUGGACGGCGACGACGUGGUGAUGUCUGAUGUGGAAUAA